GGGGCGCGGGCGGGCCGGGCCGCGCUGGGCCCCGCGGAGAUGUGGGCGCACGUCUGGCGGUUCCUGUACAGCCACUACUUUCGCUUCUGGCUCAAGUGGCUGCUGCGGCUGCUGACGGGCAAGUGCGAGCUGCAGCGCCUCCUGGGCGGCGCGGAGCCGGGAGCGCGGAGGACGCUGAGCGUAGAACAUUCACUGGAAUCAUCAAAAAAUAAGGUUUUGAGAAAUGCUGUACACAUUGAGGAAGCUGAAGUGGAGAAGUGUGUCAGAGAUGUCAUGAAAGCAAAGAAGAUUGGACAGAAGGACACAAGGUUUAAGACAAAUUUGCAUAUAUCCUUGCUACAGAUAUCAGGUUAUAAAAAAUUGUAUUUGGAUGUGGAGAACCUGAGGAAGGUCCCAUAUGAUUCAGAAAAUGAAGAACACGAGGAACAGUUGAUUGAGCUCUGGAAUUUGCUGAUGCCUCACGAGAACCUGAAGGCCAGAAUCAGCAAACAGUGGUGUGACAUCGGCUUCCAGGGCGACGAUCCUAAAACUGACUUCAGAGGGAUGGGGCUGCUGGGCCUGGUGAACCUGGUGUAUUUUAGCAAGCAUUACACCAGUGAAGCUCGUCAGAUCCUUUCUCGGUCCAAUCACCCAAAGCUGGGGUACUCCUAUGCCAUAGUUGGGAUCAAUCUGACAGAGAUGGCAUACAGCUUGCUCAAGAAUGGUGCUUUGAAGGGCCAUCUCUACAACAUGGUCUCUGGGCUGCCACAGAUGGAGCACUUCCAUCAGUUCUACUGUUAUCUAGUUUAUGAGUUUGACAAGUUCUGGUUUGAAGAGGAACCAGAAAGCAUUAUGCACUUCAACCAGUACAGAGAGAAAUUCCAUGAAAAAAUUAAGGGACUUCUACUGGAUUACAGUGUGGUACUGACCUUACAAGAUACAAAGAAACCUUAAUUCCUCUGCAGUACAUGAGGUUCUGUAUUAAAAAUUGAGUGAUGCAUUCAGAUGCAAAGUUUGUGUGUUUCACCAAAAACUGUCUAACAACAGAACUUUUUUAUUUUUACAUUAAAAAAAAAGAAAAUUAGCAAAAUUCAGUUAGGGAAGCUUGGACAAUCAACCUCUGUUUACAGGUAUUUUUAUGCUAUUCUCCAAAGGGCAGCUUUCUGAAAAGGAAACAAAACCCAGCCAACAAACCAACACAAAAACAACCCACAAAUCUCAAGAACCUCUGGAUUGCUUACUUGUACAUUUUCUUUUAUACUUCUUAGUGCAGAAAUGUGAAGCAGGUAUUUGUGCUGCAUCAUAUUUUCUAUGAAUGGGUUUGACUGUUAAUGGUCUUUUAAAAGACAGUUUAAGUUGUGCUUUUCAAAUUUGAAUUUAAAUUCCAACCUUGUAAUGUAAUGGUUGAGGUUCGGGUUUAGUUGAAAUUAUUGUGGUUUUAGAUUCUUUGUGUUCUUGUUCCUUUAUAUGUCAUCGAUCAUUCACUCAACAAUGUUAAAUUUCUUUGUAUUUAAGAGGUCCUCAAAGGAGAUGUGUUAUUUGUUUAUAAUUUUGGAAAAGAGGCUUCAUCCAUCAGCAUAUUUUACUUACUAGAAAUUACUUCUGGAAAACGAAAUUUAUUUAUGGAUUUGUACCAGCCAAUUCCUAUGCUUGAAAGAAGUUUAGUUUGCAAACAAACAAAAAGAACCACGUGUCAUCAGCAUGAGGAGAAGAUCCUCAGGCUAAAGCUACUCUUUUAGAAGUAUUCCUAUUGUAAAACUUUUGAUUCUUUCUAAUCUGACUUCAAAUGAUGAGAAAGAUUGACUCAGAAUCUGGUGUCAGCCCUUUCUUUUAGCAGCUAAGGGGGUAUUCUUAGUGGGAGAUACAACAGAUUUACUUUAGCCCUUUUAUAAAUUUAAAAAAACCCCUUUAUUGCAGCUGCAAUCCUUAUUUUGUAAAAAUAAAUUCACAUCUGAGUACAAGUCUAAAAAAGAUGUAUUUUCCAUGGAAGGGAUGCAACUUUGAUGUGUUCCUUAGUGUUGCCCUCCUCAGACAAUCUAAUAGAUAGAACUUCAUGUCUGUAUUGUGACUAAUUAUUGCUCAGAGCAACUUUAAAUGGAUUUGGUAUGACCAUCACUUUGUUUUCUAAGACCUUCUAUUAAAUAAGUGCCUUCUGCUGUUUUCAAUCAGCUUUUUAUUUUGAGUCUUCUAACUAGAUCACAGCCUUAGAAACUUGAGUAAUUUGAGAAAGAUUUUUUCACCUAUACCUGAAUGGUUCACAGUGGCACAAAAUUUGUAUGUUAUACAAGCUUUCAUGUAUUUUUUUCAAUCAUCUCAGGUAAACUAGUUCAUUUCUAGUCAAUGACUACUCCAGAAGAGAUUCCUGAAGAAUAUAAGCAUUGAACACAAUGAAUGGAAGCAUGAUAAGGGAAAAAAAAAGAAAAGACAACCCCCUGUUUGUAAUGAGUGUUAUUACACUCCAUAAGUAUGAAAUAUAAUAUGUGUAAUACUGCAUUGGAGAGCAUCAAAGGCCACCUGGACACAGCCCUGAGCAGCCUCCUUUGAGGGCCCUGCUUUUCUGUUUCUCUGAGCUUUGAGACCCUGUACAUGCCAAAAACCCAAGGAAGGAAGUGGAAAAUGGCCCAGGUGGUUCCUUUCUGGCCCCAUCUUCUGUUGAGUUUGUCUGCAUUAGUAACUUUCUCUAUGGCUUGUAGCUCUCCUUUGCAAGCAAAACACGACUGACUUUGAAUUCCAGAAGUGAUCCCCAUUAUGUUUGGCAGCAGCAGCAAAGGAGAUGCCAUUUGUGUUCAUCUUCUGCCUGCCAGCUAGUUCCAGAAUCAUUUGAGCCAUCUCUAAAGGCUCCCCUGAGCUAUGUCUGCAAGCUUUUUUCCUGUUUUUCCCUACAGUUGCAAAAUUAAUUUCCAGCACUGAAACUUCCACUGGGCUCCUUGUUCACCAGGAGACUGACAUUUAAUUAUUGCUGAGGCUUCUAAAGCCCACCCAUAGAGUCUCAGGGUUCCUACCACACACCUGAGAUGCUUUAGUGUUAAAUGUAGUUCAAGCUUUUAAUGAAAUGCAUCUUUGCUAGUUUUUUUUCUUCCUAAAUCAGUGGGUGAUCUGGGAAACAAACUCUGGCAGUAAAGCCAGCCAUCAGCAGGUGAGUGAGACACGAGGGAAUGCAUUAGUUUGCAUGUAGUAAUUCAGGUGAAUGUUGAUCUUAGGCUGCAGUGCACCUUCCCAGGAGCCAGUUAGGAUUUGCAUGUGGAUUUGUAUGGUCAGCUAGCCCAGUAAUCCUGUCUAGGAGUCACUCACUGUUUGUAGACUAAUCCUGGCUGUCCCUGUGUGCACCCCUGGUAGGUUAGCUGUGUUGUGGUGGUAGCUAGAAAAUGUACUGAAAUAGGUAAAAUUGUGUUUAGAGAAGGCAAGGACAAGGCUUUACUAGUCAGUGCUGUUUUUGCUAACUCUGUUGUAACGUGACAAUCCUAAGGUUAUGGAAGACUGGAAAUGGAGGCAGGCCACUUUUCUGCAAGUUGAUACAUUCUUGAACACCAGAAUUUGUUGCUCACAGGUUAUUCUAAGAGUCUUAAAAACUCAGUAUUAUUAACCAUCAUGUUUUAAACACAUAUUAUCUUAGAACUUGCAAGUGCUGUUAGUUUUCUAACUUGCUGCCUCAUUUAAAACAUAUGUGAAAGCUUUUAUGCAAUAGUAGAAAAAAAAUUAAAACUGGAGAAAGGGUGGUUUUCUAAAUUUGUUGUUGUUCCUGUAGCAAAUGUUUAACAAACUACCUUCACUUUUGUUGUUUAGUGUAUGCUUGAAACACGGUGCCACUCUAUGAACAAAUUUAUCUGGAGAUAAGCAGAAGUUUACUACAAGCAAAUGUAAAGUCUAGUCUUUCACUAAGUAAACAUGUUGUUUCAGAGGUAAGAACUUGAUUGGAAAGCCAUGUGAAGGCAGUGUUACAUAGGAAGAAAGGAACAAUCCUUUCAAACUGGCUGUGCCAGUUGAUACAGCCUUGUAAAGAAUAGGGCAUUUUGUCCUAAGGGGCAAAAGGGGCCAAUUCAAACACCCCAGGUACAUAGUGUCAGACUUUCAGUCUUUGAAAAGCAGAACAAAAAUGCAACAUCUAACGAAACAAAAAGCAGUCUUUGAAAAAUGCAACAAAAAUUAAACACACACACAGUUCCAUUGGUUUUCCAGAUUUUCCGUCCUAGUUUAAAUAGAAUUUCACGAAAGAAAUAACUUAGCCUUUUUUUAGGAAUUAUGAUGGAAAAGUUUGUGUUUAGUUAGGUGGGAGUUGAGCAAUCAGCACCCUUGACAAUACUGCUAGUGAUGUGGUGAAGAUGUUGCCUGUGCUUUCCCUGUCAUUGCUGUUUGUGUUGCUGUAGUACCACGGUGACCCAUCCUUGGACUGGUGUUUCUUGUGCCAUUCUAGAUACUGUCUUUCUCUGGGGAAUUGGGAACAACCCAGACAUGCCCAAGACAACUUGUGGGCAGUUUCUUCUUAUGACACUGUGCUUAGACAGCUGCAUACCAGUAGGAAUUCCUGUUUACCACAAUGUAAAAGCAAUAAUGUGUACUGUGAUGUCUGUGUAAUAGAGAUGUUUACAAUGGUAGCAAAUAAAGAACGGGUUAGUCCAAAA
Molecule: messenger RNA, 4598 nt
Organism: Melospiza melodia melodia
Lineage: Eukaryota; Metazoa; Chordata; Aves; Passeriformes; Passerellidae
Gene: ELMOD2
Product: ELMO domain containing 2
Exons: 8
Coding region: 40-933 (297 amino acids)
Cellular component (GO): membrane
Molecular function (GO): GTPase activator activity
Source: RefSeq, a predicted model, not a curated record